AUGGGCAGAAAGGGAUUCAAGCGCGGCGGCAAGAAGCAAUUCGGCAAGCGCCCACAGGUGGACGACCGCAACAACGGCUGGACGGAGAUUGCACGUGAAAACGAAAAAUGGGAGAAGUACUACAAGGCGCUCAACAUCAUCCCGGAAGCCGAAUGGGACGCGUUCAACAAGGCGUGCCAGGACACUUUGCCGCUCACCUUCAGAAUCACUGGCUCGCGUGCGCACGCGCAGGAGAUCCAGGAAAUCUUUGUCAACAAGCACCUCCCGUUGAUCCAGGACACCGAGUGGGAGGGCGAGAAGCUCGCACCGCCUAAGGAAUUGUCGUGGUACCCGGACCACUUGGGCUGGCAGUUGGACGUUUCCAAGUCUGUGUUGCGCAAGAAUGAGCAGUUCGCACAGACUCAGAGAUUCCUUGUCGUUGAAACCGAAGUCGGUAACAUCUCCCGACAGGAGGCGGUCUCCAUGAUUCCGCCGUUGGUGCUUGACGUUGAGCCACACCACGCCGUUUUGGACAUGUGUGCAGCGCCGGGCUCUAAAACUGCCCAGUUGGUUGAGGCCUUGCACGCGCAGGACUCCGUGACCCCAGCCACUGGCUUUGUCUUGGCAAACGACUCGGACUACAAGCGCUCACACAUGCUCAUCCACCAGGUGAAGCGCCUCAACUCGCCAAACUUCUGUGUCGUCAACCACGACGCUCAGUUAUUCCCAAAGAUCCGGCUCGACGGGCAGAAGGAGUUUGUCAAGUUCGACAGAAUCCUCUGCGACGUGCCGUGUUCCGGGGACGGGACCAUGAGAAAGAACGUGACCGUGUGGAAGGACUGGAAUACCGGUAAUGCCCUCGGUUUGCACACGCUCCAGCUCAACAUCUUGAAUCGUGGGUUGCAGUUGUUGAAGAGGGGUGGGCGCCUCGUUUACUCCACCUGUUCCAUGUCGCCAGUCGAGAACGAGGCAGUGGUGGCCGCUGCUUUGAGGAAGUGGGGCAAUCAGAUCAGAUUGGUCAACUGCGAUGACAGAUUGCCGGGCUUGGUCAGAUCCGAAGGGAUCAGCGACUGGCCGGUGUUCGGCAAAGACAUGGAGUUGAGAGAGAUUGGCGCUGAGGACGUUGCAGCGUCUGUCUUUCCGCCGUCCGAGGAGGAAGCUAAGGCGUUUAACCUUAAGAACUGUAUCAGAGUGUAUCCACACCAGCAGAAUACUGGUGGGUUCUUCAUCACCGUUUUCGAGAAGAUUGGCGAGACGGUUGAGAAGAAGAGAGCUGCUAGUGACGAGCAGGAGGCCGUUAAGAAGGCCAAGAUCGAUGCCGAUACACCGGCUGGAACCCCAGUUCCGGCAGACGCUCCCGUUGCUGCUCCUAAGCAGAUUGUCAAAAUGAGAAAGGAAAAGCUUCCACGUGACGCCAACGAAGAGCCAUUCGUCUUCCUCGAUCCAAACCACCCACAGCUCCUCAAGUGCUGGGAGUUCUACCACAUCGAAAAGGAUUUUGCCAAGGACUGUACCCUUGUCCGUAAUGCCCAAGGCGAACCAAUCAGAACCAUCUACUACGUCGCCCCGGCCAUCAGGGAUAUCCUCUCGGCCAAUGAGCAGAAGCUCAAAUUCAUCCACGCCGGUAUCAAGCUCUUUGUCUCGCAGAGAGGCGAGGGCGAGUGUCUCUGGAGAGCCCAAUCCGAGUCCUUGAACGUCUUGGAGCACGCCUUGGGUCCGGAAAGACGCAUUUCCUGUAAUCCGGACAUGCUUUUAAAGUUGUGCCAGCAGUCUUUCCCACACUUGCCAUCCUUGGCUGAGGCUGAGGCCGACGUUGCGUUUGUUGAGGAAGCCAAGAAGUUUGAGAUUGGCUGUGUCUUUUUGACUGUCAACAGAGGUGAGGGCAAGGAACAACUCUUCUUGCCGUUGUGGAAGGGCAAGAAUUCUAUUAACUUGAUGGUGAGCAAGGCCGAGACCUAUGAGUUGUUGUACAGAGUCUUUGGUAUUGUCACCGAGAAGAAUGCUGAGUAUAAGCAGCAGGCCAAGCCGCAAAAGCAGGUUGAGGGUGAAACUCCAGUCGAAUCUGCUGUCGAAUCUGCUGUUGAAUCUACUAUUGAGUCCGCUGUUGAAUCCGUCGCUGAAACCCCGUUUGAAUCUGCCGUUGAAACUCCAACUGAAGUUGCCGAAGCUGAGAUUCCAGCCGAAACCGCCCAGUAA
This is a messenger RNA of Babjeviella inositovora NRRL Y-12698, 2175 nucleotides long. Its product is annotated as tRNA (cytosine-5-)-methyltransferase. The coding region runs from base 1 to 2175 and encodes 724 amino acids. The transcript has a single exon. Gene Ontology annotation, cellular component: nucleus; cytoplasm. Gene Ontology annotation, biological process: tRNA methylation. Gene Ontology annotation, molecular function: tRNA (cytidine-N5)-methyltransferase activity; tRNA binding. The record is from RefSeq and is a predicted model, not a curated record. NCBI's taxonomy places the organism in Eukaryota, Fungi, Ascomycota, Pichiomycetes, Serinales.